CACAGCUCUCACAUGAUACAUGGGCCCAAUCACUGCACCCGCUACCAUGUGACCAGCCCCAGCCAAUCACAGGUCACUAUUAUCUUGAACCGAACAUGAAAAUAACUCAUUAAAGACCGUUCAGAGCAAAGUGUAAAACAAAAGAAAAAUCUCUGGUCAUCUCCUGUACUAUGUCCGCAGUCUCUGGUCAUCUCCUGUACCGUGUCCGCAGUCUCUGGUCAUCUCCUGUACUAUGUCCGCAGUCUCUGGUCAUCUCCUGUACUGUGUCCGCAGUCUCUGGUCAUCUCCUGUACUGUGUCCGCAGUCUCUGGUCAUCUCCUGUACUGUGUCCGCAGUCUCUGGUCAUCUCCUGUACUAUGUCCGCAGUC
Staurois parvus is the source of this 368-nucleotide messenger RNA. The record is from the annotation of a GenBank genome assembly. NCBI's taxonomy places the organism in Eukaryota, Metazoa, Chordata, Amphibia, Anura, Ranidae.